CUGCAACUGAUUGAAGGCAGUUACCUGGCAGUUAGAAAGACGAGUCGACCAACGGUUAAUAUUAAGUUGUUUAAAGUAUGUUAUUUGAUUCAAGCGGUCGACUUUCAACCCAGUAUAUUAAACGACAUGUUGAGUUACGCUAGUAAGAGGUGCAGCUAAUUAAAUUAAUUGGUUACCGUUACUUCGCUUAAUUUAGCCGAAAGAGCCAACCGCUGACAGCCAUCGUAGUCAUUGAAAACAUUUUGGGCCAAAACUCAGACUGGGACCGGUUUAACAGGUUUAAAUAAGAAAGUGUGGGUGGCUGUGACAGAAGCGUGAGUGAGCAGGUGGAUGCCGCUCCGUGUCGCUGCUGCUGCCCUUCAUAUGAAACACAAUCCCAUUGGGGAGGAAGAAACUCUGCGCAGCGAGCGAGCAGGGAAAUGCAAGCAUUAACUUAAUUCAUUAGCGCCGAUUGUUUGAAGACAGCGAAGAAGAAGCCUUACUGAAGUUGGAUUUAUUUUGCCGCGUAUCUGAAGAGGAAAAAGAAACAAGCAAAGAGAAAAAACUUCCUGAAAUGACCGGGGUUCUGUGAGAGAGAGCUUGGCAACCCGGUGAAUCCAGUUUACGAAGAAGUGCUCUCACAUUUCAGUUGUCUCUCAAGCAGAAAGAGGACUUGUUCGGAGCUGGCGGACUCUUUGGACCGCUAAUCAUCUGUGGACUUUAAAACAUAAUUGUCCUCUGAACCCGCAGCUGAUAGAGCCAUAUAUCAAAAGGAGUUGUUCCUCAAGUCCGCGGCAAUGGGGGAGCAGCCGAUCUACACCACCAGGGCCCAUGUCUUCCAAAUUGACCCAACUACCAAGAAGAACUGGGUCCCGGCCAGCAAGCAGGCCGUCACCGUCUCUUAUUUUUACGACAGCACACGCAACAGCUACCGCAUCAUCAGCGUGGAUGGAUCUAAGCAGGUGAUCAUCAACAGUACCAUCACACCCAACAUGACGUUCACCAAGACAUCGCAGAAGUUUGGUCAGUGGGCGGACAGCAGGGCCAACACUGUGUUCGGACUGGGCUUUGCUUCGGAGCAGCAACUGGCCAAGUUUUCUGAGAAGUUCCAGGAGGUAAAGGAAGCGGCCAAGCUAGCGAGGGACAAAUCUCAAGACAAGGUGGAGACAAUGAGUAAUCACUCCCAGGAGUCUGGACGUGAGACGCCUUCAACCAACCAGGCGUCCAGCAUUAAUGGGACAGAUGAUGAGAAAAUCUCUCAUGUUGGCCCCGAGGCUGCAGUGCUGAAGACUGAGAACGAACGUCUCAAGAGUGCCGUAGAACAGAGCAACACCAACGCCAAGAAGUGGGAAACAGAGCUGCAGACUUUAAGAGAAAAUAAUGCCAGGCUGGUGGACGCACUGCAGGAGUCCUCCGCUAACGUAGAGAGCUGGAAGAAACAACUUAGUGCCUACAAGGAAGAGAGUGACACGCUCAGGGAAAAGAUUGCAGAACUAGAAGCUCAGUGUAACGAAGCCAAUCUGGAGAAGCAGAAAAACGCCCAACUGUCUGUACGAGUGCAGGAGCUGGAGACUGAGCUGCAGGACAAAGAGCAGGAGCUGGAGAACCUGAGGAAGCAAGCAGAGAUAAUCCCUCAGCUCAUGGCAGAGUGCGAGACUAUCACUGCAAAAAUGCAGACUGCCGAGACGCAGAACAAGGAGCUAGAAGGGAGGAUACAGGGUCUUCAGCUGGACAUCGACGACAGUCAACAAAAGCAGGGCAACAUGAAGGGCGAGCUGAAGAAGUUCAUGGAUAUGCUGGAUGGAAAGAUAGACGAGCUGCAUGAGCUCAGGCAGGGGCUCUCCAAGCUAGGUGUUGAUAACUGAGUAAAGUGGCACUGAGCUGAAAGGGUCAGAGGUCAGGUACGAAGGAUUCACUACAGUUUGUCUUCAGGGCAGAAACUAUGUGGCACCUCCUCCCCCCAAGGUGAUGCCCACUCAGACACUAUCAGCUUUGGCUUCUAAUAAACACUACCAUGUGAGAAAGAGAUGUUUUUGGAGAGGGAGAGAGGGAGACUGGCAGGAGGAAAGCCAGCGUGGCUCCACCAAAUGGCUCCACUUUUUGUGCGCUGGCAUUCUGAAACCUAAUCAAGAGUCACACUUUGAGCUUACUUAUCCAUUUCUGUGGGGGGAAAUGGCUUUAAAAGGCUGGUGGUGGGUUCUUAGAUUCUGUCCAUCUGUCUUUUUUUUCUGAAGGCUGCAGCACUUCUUCACAGGCAGUGUGAGCUUUAGAGUAGAAGAGGGGACUUAAAAGGGCUAAAAUGAAUAACACACCAAGACAAUGCUGUUCAGCAUCACUCAAGUAAUAAUUGGUGUUAAUCCUUGUGGCCCCCUCGGAGAAUUAGAGAUGACAUCUUUCUACAGACUGUCCUUGCUGUUGCCUCUCGUCUAUCUCAGGUGUGUAAGAAGGCAGUUUGUACUCAUUAGAUUAUAUGCACAUACGUGACAAACGGCCGUGACACAAAGUGCCUCCAGGUGAGUUUAAAUCCACCUGGCAAGGAGAACUGGCGUUGAUGACCAUCACCAUAAUAAUAACUUGAUAUUUGUGAGUAAAAUGAGAUGAGAAGAACAGACAGACAGGCGAGAUGAAAGUAAUUGUUAAUGGAUGUUAAUGUGGUGAAAAAACUCAAAGGACAACAGGUGUUUGCACAAAAAAAACUAGUCUGAAGAGGGACCGCAGCAGGAAGUCAUCAACUCUCUUGUGGGUGUUUUCUGUGAACACUCCUUUUGAUUAUAUUUGCAUAAAGAACGCUCUCUUUUCUCAGGAGCAUUCCUUCAGAAACAUCCAAAAUGAAUAAUAGGACUAGAGCCCGACUGGUUUUACAGGGGAAAAAUUCACCAGUAUGGCGACCGAUAUAAUGAAUUUUACAGAUGGAAUGAAAAAGAGACCUUUAUGUGGAUUGUGCUCCGACUUUGUACCAAUAUGACCCAUGAUGAUGCGAAAAAUAUUUAACAGUAUUAUACAUUACUAUACAACACAUUACAUUAUCAACCAAUUCUAGAAAUGAAUAUAGAUAUAUAAAUAAAUAAAUUAAAAUGCUAAAUUAACAUUAGGACUGGAUGUUCAGUACAAGUCAACUGCUAAUUAAAUAAAGAAUAAAGAAUAAAUAAAAAUUUAUAAAAAAAUAAAAUAAGUAGCUUAUAUGAUUUCUGAAUAACUCCAAGGAUCUUUUUUUGCAUUAUAUUAUCUGUAAAUGAAAAAUAAUAUUGGCGCAUAUUGGACAACAUUUAUAGCGUCACGCAUCUGCAAAUUUAAUAUUGUUGAAUAUUCGACUCCAAGUCCAACUUUCAUGAAAUUUGACUGGCGAAGUCUCCACUUCAACCAAUAACAAAGAAAUGUGUGUGUGUGUUUGCUGUUAAACAGACUUACAAACCAGCAUACUGAUGUCAGUGUGUGUCACAUCCUGCCCCGACCACUUUCAACACGAACAUCACCUUGGCAGUGAUCAUCACUUGCCCAUACACUGAUACCAAUAGAGACCGAUGUGCCUGUAAUCGGUCGGGCUCUAAUAGGACCCCAAGUUUCCUGUGAGUGUAGUGUAGUGUGGUGUUUUCUGUGUGUACAAUAGUAUUGUUGUCCAUAUGUAGGACAAAGACGUCUCCACAGCUGCUGAUUUGCUUCCUACACACUGGUUUUUGUUAUGGUGGUGGUUAUUUUGGGGUGAGGGGACUUGGUGCUGCUCGAUGGGUGAAUAAUGUGAAAGUGUACUUCACUAAUAACAUUUAGAUGGCAUGGGCCUUUUCACUACAAACCCUGUCAGAUUCUUGGUUUUUGUUUUACAUAUUUAUUUAUUUUGGUGCCUCUCUGCAACUAGUGUUUCCAGAACAUACCAAGUAAAUCAACCUUAACCUAAUGUCUCUAUAGAUGUAUGAUAAUAUAUAAAGUAUACCAAACUGUCGGGAGGUUUUAUAAAUGAGGAUUUGUUUGCCGGACGGCAUCGCAGCUGCUUUUGGAUAAGUCCACCUUGAAACCUGGUACAUUUGAGAUCAAAGGCAAAUGUUGUAAUGGCAUAUUUACUGGGUAAUAUGAUGUAAUAAGUCUAUAUUUUUUCAUCACUGUUUUGAUCUAUGAAGGGACAUUUUUGCUUCUCUCUCUGUUUAACUCUACUGUUCAUAAGUCACCUGAACCUGGAACACAAAGUAUGAUCCUUCCUUUUGAACCAAUGCCUCUUGUGCACUUUUGUGACUCCUGUUCAAUAUUGUACAAUAGUUAAAACAAUUGUUAAAAUUUAGUUUAAUUACAA
This is a messenger RNA of Centropristis striata (black sea bass), 4261 nucleotides long. RefSeq names its product homer scaffold protein 2 (gene homer2). Gene Ontology annotation, biological process: G protein-coupled glutamate receptor signaling pathway; regulation of store-operated calcium entry. The record is from RefSeq and is a predicted model, not a curated record. Gene Ontology annotation, cellular component: cytoplasm; dendrite; postsynaptic density. The transcript is spliced from 10 exons. Lineage: Eukaryota; Metazoa; Chordata; Actinopteri; Perciformes; Serranidae. Gene Ontology annotation, molecular function: G protein-coupled glutamate receptor binding. Bases 777 to 1844 code for a protein of 355 amino acids.